Molecule: messenger RNA, 507 nt
Organism: Miscanthus lutarioriparius
Lineage: Eukaryota; Viridiplantae; Streptophyta; Magnoliopsida; Poales; Poaceae
Source: the annotation of a GenBank genome assembly
AUGCCCCAGGCUGUCAUCCGCGUGGUGGCCUCGCACCCACGCGUGCCGUCCCGCGGCUGCAGCCACCUCGACGCUAUUCCCCUCCCCCGGCACCUCUGGCCCCGUUGUCGCGGCGCUCGCGGGAGCUUCUAUACGACCCUCACGCCUGUCCUCCCAAACCCGCAGCGCCCCAGUACCCUCCGGCGACCCAGCCGGCCCUCUGCGCCAUCGCCUCACAGCCACACCGGUCUGCCCUCCUCUCUGCGCAAGAUUGACAGCCUGGAGGUCAUGGUGCCUGAUGUGGCGCUGCGUGCAUCAAAUGCUUACAAAGCUUCUGGGCCCCAAGAUGAUGAGGGUUGUCCAGCAUAUGACCUCCUCAUGGUUGAUGAUUUAGGUGAUUCCCAAGGUGCAAAAAAUAAGACCUCUGAUGGAUACUAUGGUUUCCACCUUUCAUUACUGCCGUGGAUGUAUCCUACUAAUAUUGCUGGAGGCACUUUAGUUUUAGCAAUAUUUAGUGCCAAGAUCUAG